This is a messenger RNA of Schistosoma haematobium, 405 nucleotides long. RefSeq lists its product as uncharacterized. The record is from RefSeq and is a predicted model, not a curated record. The annotation marks the transcript as partial. The transcript has a single exon. Lineage: Eukaryota; Metazoa; Platyhelminthes; Trematoda; Strigeidida; Schistosomatidae.
AUGACGGUGGAAAAGGCUGCAAACGAAGGAAACAUGAGACAGCUGUAUGACACGACAAAGAAACUCUCUGGAAAUCGCCGCAAACCAGAACGACCAGUAAAAAGCAAGGAAGGCGAGGUAAUCAUCAACAUUGAAGAGCAACAAAACAGGUGGGUAGAACAAUUCAAAGAACUCUUGAAUCGACCAGCUCCACUGAACCCACCCAACAUCGAAGUAGCACCCACGGACCUCCCAAUCAAUGUUGGCCCACCAACAAUUGAAGAAAUCAGCAUGGCCAUCAGACAAAUCAAGAGUGGCAAAGCAGCAGGACCAGACAACAUUCCAACAGAGGCACCGAAAGCAGACGUGGCGGUAACUGCAAGGAUACUCCACAUUCUCUUCAAUAAGAUUUGGGAUGAGGAACAA